AUGUUCGUUCCUUCUUUAGGUUUCUCUCUUCGCGAAAACAGCGUAACCUCGACAGUAUGUUGCAAACGAAACCAAAUAUCGGUGCAACCGUCUCAACUAAGGCUAGGGAAGUUCCUCGUGAUGAACCGUCGAGAACGGACUUUCACAGCGAUAAAGCCGGACGCUGUUCACAGGGGCCUGGUCGGCGAAAUUAUCAGCAUUUUCGAACGAAAGGGUUAUAAGCUUGUUGGUUUGAAGUUGGUACUCCCCGAUAGGAAGCUUGCGGAGAAUCACUACUCCGAACUGCGUGAUAAGCCAUUCUUUCCCGACCUUGUUGAUUUCAUUUCUUCUGGCCCUGUUGUGGCCAUGUGCUGGGAAGGCAAAGAUGUCGUUCGUACUGCUCGGAAACUCCUUGGAGCCACGAAUCCGCUCGAAAGUGAACCAGGUACGAUACGGGGAAGAUAUGGAAUUGAUAUAGGUCGCAAUGUUGUUCACAGCUCUGACGCCGUGACGACUGCUGAGCGCGAAAUCCAACUUUGGUUCACUGAGCACGAGCUCGUGGACUGGGAUCCUGCGGUUGCUCGUUGGGUUUAUGAAUAG
Cyanidioschyzon merolae strain 10D is the source of this 579-nucleotide messenger RNA. RefSeq names its product nucleoside-diphosphate kinase. The transcript has a single exon. Lineage: Eukaryota; Rhodophyta; Bangiophyceae; Cyanidiales; Cyanidiaceae. Gene Ontology annotation, biological process: GTP biosynthetic process; UTP biosynthetic process; CTP biosynthetic process. The coding region runs from base 1 to 579 and encodes 192 amino acids. The record is from RefSeq and is a predicted model, not a curated record. Gene Ontology annotation, molecular function: nucleoside diphosphate kinase activity.